AUGGCCAAAAAACUGUUAUCUUUUCUCAAAUGUCCGCCAACCCAGAACAUCAGCAUUCAGGUAACGGAUCCCGAAAAGAUAUGCGGCUGCAUAAAACAACUUCACCAGAACAACGACCUACUGAGGGACAUAUACGAUGCAUAUUCUGGUAUGGUAAAGGUCGGCGAGGUUAAAUUGCGAGAGACAGAUGAUACACUGACAAAGAUGGGUGUGGUGUUGACUAAUUUUGACUCUUCUCUCAAAAGAUGGGGAGGUCAUCUCCAAAGAGACGCAGAACAACUUCGUGAAAAAGAGCAACGCUUAGAACGAUUGAAAAAAGAAGUUGAAUUUGACAGGAAGUGGCUUGUAGAAAAGAGAGACGAAGUUCCGUUGAAGUGGCAAGAUCACGACUACCAGAAAGCAAUGAGGGUCCAGAAAAUUAAAGAUUGUCGAGCAGAGCAAAGUUUGCUAGAAAUGAAGAGGAAACUUGCAGACGAACAAAUAGAAAAGGUGUUGGAAAAUAUUGAAGAGGCAGAGGGAAAGUAUGACAGUGUUGAGAGGUUACGAGGAAACCAUAGUCGGGCUCACAAGGCUGACCUUCAGAAUCUAAUUGCUGAUUGGGAGGAGAGUAGAGAGAAACGUGAUAUCCUGCAGUCUCUCGAUAUUGAUCCUAAAACGUUGAUUUCGUCUCUGGGCUACAAAGAGGACUGGAGAGCUAAAGAUAAAGAGUUGUCUGAACUACGAAAUGAACACGACAUGUUGCGUGAAAACGUUCAGGAUCAGCAAGAUCGAAAAGACAUGCUGAGAUUGCGCAAUGAAGAACUAAGGAAACGAAUUUUGCAUAAUGAAGUUGUUUUACAAAACCUGAGGGAUGAAGCGAAGGAAGAGCACUGGAACAGGGAAAGCCCUUACCACAAACACGAUGAUAAACACGAAUCCUCCCAAAAACACGGCAGGAGUGGCGCAUCACACCGGCAUCACGACAAGGAUGGGUCAUCUCAUAGGCACUCCCAUCGGCAUCACGAUCACGGUACAUCUCACCACAGACACCAUAGCCAUGGGAAAUCUCAUAAGGACCAUGAAAUCGGUACUUCACACAAGUACGGCAGCAGGGCUAGUUCUCCUCCGAGGCACGGGAGCAGGGAAGGAUCGCCUCCUAGGCACCAAGGUCACAAGGAAGGCACAUCACAACGGCAUGAUAAUCCAACCUCUCAUAGGAGUAGAGGCCGAGAUCUGUCUCCACAAAGGCAUGCGAAUAGAGAUGUGUCGCCUCCCAGACACGAUAAAAGGGACGGAUCUCCACCUCAUAGGCAUCUCAGCAGAGACCAUGGAAACAAGGAUGGAUCCCAUGGAAACAAAGACGGGACUCAUGGAAACAGAGAUGGGUCUCAUGGAAACAGGAAUGGACCCCAUGGAAACAGAGAAGGGUCCCCUCCCCGAUAUCAGGACCAUUAUGGUACAUUAACUAUGCCUGACAAUAGAGUACUCUCCCCCAGAAACAGGGAUGGGUCUCCUCCGAGGCAAGGGAACACGGAUGGAUCUCUUCCGAAACAAGAAGAUAGGGGUGUAUCUCAUGGAAGCAGAGAAAGGUCUCCUCCACGGCAUGAUAAUAGAGGUUUGACUCGAGGAAACGUCGAGGGACCUCCUACUUCACGUCAAGAGCAUUACAAGGAUGGCACAGCAAACAGACGUGGGAGUAGAGCAACUUCCCUUAAACACGGAAAUAUGGAUGGGUCUUCGAAUAUCGGCAUAGAUACGGAUGGUUUCACUGGAUCCGAAACCAGGGAUGGAAGCUAUCUCCAAGAACAACUUAGCACAAGUCAGUUCGGCAGUCAGACGAUUGUUGGACACCAGUCUUCCACUGAGGACUUCACCCAGUUAUAA
Molecule: messenger RNA, 1863 nt
Organism: Pecten maximus
Lineage: Eukaryota; Metazoa; Mollusca; Bivalvia; Pectinida; Pectinidae
Product: eukaryotic translation initiation factor 3 subunit A-like
Exons: 1
Coding region: 1-1863 (620 amino acids)
Source: RefSeq, a predicted model, not a curated record